GGAUUUUCCGUCGGUCCUGCAUCUUUUCUAUUGCUCAAUAGUCGCCCUGCUGUCCUAUGUUCUUGUCCCUAGCCAACCCGUUCGUCCAUCGCUGAUUAGCAGUGAGACUGCAAUUUUAUUUAUUUCUACCAUUUUCUCUAGAGCGUGCUUUAUCUUUAACUUCAAGAUUAGAAAUUGAGAGAGUAUACAAACAAUGUCUAACACCGGCGCACUCCCACCUCCCCCUGAUGGCGGAUUUCACGCCUGGGCCCAAGUGGUCUCCGGCCACUUGGUGGUUGCGGUGACAUGGGGCUAUGCAGCCAGCUUCGGCGUCUUCCAGGAUCAUUAUAAUGCCUCUCUACCGCAAACCUCGUCCGAUAUUUCGUGGAUCGGCGGCUUCCAGGUCUUCUGUCUCCUGUUUAUUUCCCCUCUCUCCGGUCGUGCGACUGAUGCCGGACAAGCUCGACUUGUCGUCAGUAUUGGUGCAUUUUUGCUAUUACUUGGGACUUUUAUGACCAGUCUAGCGACAGUCUAUUGGCAGUUGUUUCUCUCCCAGGGGCUCUGCAUUGGUAUUGGUCAGGGUCUUAUGUGGUUGCCUAGUGUGACACUCCUGUCCACGUACUUUGUCCGACGCCGUGUGUUCGCCGUCACGGCUGCUGCCACCGGAACCAGUACCGGGGGAAUUAUCUUCCCGGCCAUGAUUCAGUUCCUGUCUCCAGAAAUUGGCUUUCCGUGGGCUGUACGGUGCAUGGGUUUAGUCGUCUUUGUCAUGCUUCUGAUUAUCCUUGCCCUACUACGUCCUCGACUGCCGCCACGCAAGUCGGGUCCUCUGAUUGAAUGGGGAGCAUUCACUGAGCCAGCUUAUAUGCUCUUCACUCUAGGGGUCUUUCUUCUCUACUGGACCCUCUACUUUGCGUUCUUCUAUAUUCAAGUGUACGCAACCGACGAACUAGGGCUUUCUGCACGUGCAGGCGUAAACCUAGUUAUCGUGAUUAAUGCAUGCGGAAUCCCAAUCCGUGCGCCCUGUGGAUAUCUCGCGGAUCGGUAUACAGGGCCGCUAAACUGCUUGAUUCCGUGGGUCGGCAUAUGUGGGGUUUUGAUGUUCUGUUGGGCGGGCGUCCACAAUGUGGCUGGCUUGUAUAUCUUCGCGGUGUUCUAUGGUCUUGCUUCCGCGGCAGCCAUGGGUCUCUUUGCUGGCACGGUGCCGUCUUUGACGAAGGACCUGGAUAAGAUUGGCACCCGGGUCGGGAUGGCACUUGCCAUGAUGAGCUUUGGACCCUUGACGGGACCUUCGGUGGCGGGGGCUUUGAUUGCGCACUCCGGAGAUGAUGAUUAUUUGCCCGCACAACUCUGGGCCGGAGCUGCUCUGAUGGUUGGGGCGUUGUCCUUGGUAGGGGCCCGUCUCAUUAUCACAGGUCCUCGCUUUCUAGUCAGGGUUUGACAGUCCGUGUUAAAAUCCAAGUAUGUGUUUAUUUGUUUUCAUUUCUAUCGUGUUAUCGUAGCUACACCUCCUUCCGUGACCCCUAAUACCUGUUGCGAAUGUCUCGGUGGAUUUUUCGAGCUGAAGCUGGAACUUAUGUUAAUAGAUAGAUGGAAGGCUGCUAUUCUGACAGUAACGCAUCUGGACCCUGGCAAAUAUUGAGGUCGCAAUCACAAGUUCACAACUACUAGCUUCCAAGACAGAAUACAGAUCAGCC
Messenger RNA from Aspergillus saccharolyticus JOP 1030-1, 1676 nucleotides. Its product is annotated as MFS general substrate transporter. The transcript is spliced from 3 exons. Gene Ontology annotation, molecular function: transmembrane transporter activity. NCBI's taxonomy places the organism in Eukaryota, Fungi, Ascomycota, Eurotiomycetes, Eurotiales, Aspergillaceae. The coding region runs from base 194 to 1420 and encodes 408 amino acids. Gene Ontology annotation, biological process: transmembrane transport. The record is from RefSeq and is a predicted model, not a curated record. Gene Ontology annotation, cellular component: fungal-type vacuole membrane.